Molecule: messenger RNA, 6853 nt
Organism: Anoplophora glabripennis (Asian longhorned beetle)
Lineage: Eukaryota; Metazoa; Arthropoda; Insecta; Coleoptera; Cerambycidae
Gene: osa
Product: trithorax group protein osa
Exons: 12
Coding region: 251-6118 (1955 amino acids)
Biological process (GO): regulation of transcription by RNA polymerase II; positive regulation of DNA-templated transcription; chromatin remodeling
Cellular component (GO): nucleoplasm; brahma complex; nBAF complex
Molecular function (GO): DNA binding; nucleosome binding
Source: RefSeq, a predicted model, not a curated record
UCGUGUUAUUGGAGUAGAUACGGAAUUAAGUUGUGUGUCAGAUGUGUCCAUCAUUUUGGAUUAUUGAAAAAGUUUGGUGGCGUUAUUUAUUUACGGAAUAGAAAGUGAUAUAGUGAGUAAUUUAUUAUGUGUUUGCAAGGACCAGGGUGCAAAUUGGGCCCCCAAAAUGAAGGAAAGCAUCCGUUGUUGACUAGAACGGCGGGGUGUUGGCAACGAUCGGCCGUGCUAGAUCGCAGCCGUUUUUCUUAACAUGGCUGCAACGCAGGCUGAAAAGCAUCAAAAUGACGUGAAUAGUGAGAAAGUGCAGUCGGAUCAGCAUCUGAAUGUGCGGAAUUCCUUGUUGCAAAAUGGAACCGAAAAGAGUGGUGUUCGCGGAGGUGGCAGUGUAGUGCAUACAAAGGCUAAAAACACCGGCGGCAAAAACAUUGCCAUCGAAAUGAGUCAAUACCGCCAGGAUGGCAGUGGUGGCGGCUCGACGGCGGUUUCUGGACAAACAAAUGCUGGUUCGGGUCCAACAUCUUCUGGUGCACCGGGUUCGAAUAGCACCUCGGAAUCGGGUCUUGGCGGUGAGUCUGACUCGUCGGCUGGGGGUACUGGGGGUCCCACAGACUCAAAUCUGUAUUCGGUAGAAGGUCCCCCAGCCCCAUCAUCCGCCGUCGACGGUCACGGUUACGGUUUUCCUUACAGCAGAGACGUGCACAAUAGUGCCGAAGGGGGCAUACAUGCGUUCGGGCCUCGCCAACCAUUUGGCGGCCCGAAACAGAUAUCACCUCAUCAAUUACAUCAGCCCCAUCAACGAUUCGUAGGGGGACCGUCAAUUUCUCAGCCCUCCGGCCCAACGCCUACUCUUAAUCAGCUUUUACAAAGCAACAACCCCUUGCAGCAUCGAUAUCAGAACAACUUCGGUCAUCCUGACCAACAUUAUAGUCAAGCCUGGCAAUCUCAGAAACCUUUACAACAGAGUUAUGCCCCAGGUCCUCCCGCUUCAGCAGCUGUAGGUUCCCCGGCUCCUUCUACACCUUACAGGGCGCAGCCGACGUUGUCACCGGCUUACGGAGGUGGUUCCUCGCCUAGUCCUAGUUACGGGGAGAGUCGAUCGGGUUGGCCUGGCGGCCCAUCAGGUCCUGGACAACACGGGCCAGGCAGUCCAGGCCAGCAGAAUUCAUCGGUGCCUGUGAGCCAGCCGUCACCACAACCUCCGAGUCAUUCUCCUGGGCCCGGCCCUGGAAUGCCCCCUAGCCCCCAACAUCAACCGCAUCAGGGAUUCCCUUCUCGACCCGCACCACCAACUACCCCAAAUGCACAUGCUCCAGAUGCAGCGGACCUUAGUGGAGGAAAUAGUAACGAUAGUUCUGGAGGCCCUGCACCAGGUACUCCUAAUUCACAGGGAAUGAGGCCGACGCCUUCUCCUACAGGGUCCACUGGUUCCAGAUCAAUGUCACCUGCUGUAGGACAAAACAUUCCUAUGCCUCCAAGACCUUCAAGUGGACAGUCUGAUGGAAAUGGACCUACCCGCAUAAGUCAUUCUCCUGUGGUCACGCAGGGCAGCUACUCAACGUCGCAUUCAUCCGCUCACCCAACGCACGGUUACAAGGGCCAUCCAAGUAUGGUAGUAACAGGACCCGGAAACCAAAUGUCUUUAUACCAGUCUAAUCAAUACCCUCAAACCGGUUACCCACCUCGGCCUCCCAGCAAUAUACAGUAUCCCGGUCAAGGAUACGCUCCACCUAGUUCACAGCCAACACCUCCAAACAACAUCUGCCCUCAGCAAUUCUCCGGCCGGUCGAUGCCUAAUCACAUGCAGAAUUCCCAGUUCCCGUCUUAUCAACAGUCUUGGUCGCCAUCUGUUUCUACCGCAUCCAAAGGAAAUGGACCAAAUCCUCCCACGCCAACACCGGGUUCGCAGUCUCCAAGUCCAUCUCCUCGACCACCGCACUACCUCAAACACCAUCUACAACAUAAAAUGGGUUUUCAGGGCAUACCGAGUUCUGCACCGCCGAGCCCUAGUCCUCCUCAAAAUUACCACAUGGGUCCCCCAUCUGGUCAUCAUCAUUCCGGUAUGGGCCCUCCUCCUUCUAUGGGCCCACCGAACAUGCCUCCAUCUAGCAGUCCCCUCCUUCCCAAUAACCACGCCCACGACGGGCCCAUGCCGCCACCCAGUUCAACGCCAAAUUCUCAUACGCAAAUGGUAUCGGAUAUGAUAGACAAUGGUAUCACGACCACUGCUCAAGCUGGUCUUAAUACACACGUUACGGCUGCUUCAGGUGGAUCCGUCACAUCAGUUGUAACUACUGGUCCAGACGGUACACCUAUCGAUGAAGGUUCCCAGCAGUCCACGUUAUCUAAUGCUUCUGCUGCAUCAGGAGAGGAUCCGCAAUGUACAACACCUAAAGCAACUCGGAAAAAUGAUAUGGGACACUAUAGCCAUCCUACAACACCUCAGAGUACUGUCCCAUCACCUGGUGCAGCAAGUAUAAAUUCUAUUCACGAGGAUUACGGAGACCUUAGUCCGAGUUGGCCUCGUACCCCUGCGAGUCCGGUGUUUAACAGUCAUGUGGCUCCUCCGGACACGUAUCGCUCAAAGAAAACCGACAGCCUAAGCAAGCUCUAUGAAAUGGAUGAGAGUCCAGAAAGAAAAGCUUGGUUAGACAAACUCUUAGCGUUUAUGGAUGAUAGGAGGACCCCUAUCACCACAUGUCCCACAAUAUCAAAGAAUCCCCUUGAUCUGUUCCGCUUGUACAUGUAUGUAAAGGAUCGUGGGGGCUUUAUGGAGGUAACUAAAAAUAAAACGUGGAAGGAUAUCGCUGGUAUGUUAGGUAUCGGUGCCUCGUCCUCUGCCGCUUACACACUUAGAAAGCACUAUACUAAAAAUUUGUUAGCGUAUGAAUGUCAAUUUGAUAGAGGUGGUAUUGAUCCUCAGCCUAUUAUUAACCAAGUUGAGGCCAGUUCGAAGAAGAAAGGUGCUAAGGCCACCUCAGUUCCAUCCCCAGGUUCUUCCAAUUCACAAGACUCCUUUCCGCCAGGGUCUGGUGGCACAUCCAUGGAUGGGUAUGGUGGAUAUGGUGGGUAUUCGUCAUCUGGUAAUCCCGAAUAUCCUCCUCAAAGGCCCUCGUCCCAGUCAGCACCAUCACCCCAUGGAAGUUCAGGAGGGGCUAAUCAUUUAAACAGUGCAACACCUGGAGGUCCCAGCCCUGCAGGCGGGGCUGCUGACAAUGUAAGCGUUUCCAACCCCUUCGAUGACGUGUCUCCGAGUCCACCACCACGGGGCGGUCCUUUCCCAGGUGGUCCACAUCCUCCUUAUUCCGCAGGUACUCCACCUCGCCCGCCAGGACAGAAUUUCCAACCUGGAUAUCAGUAUCCUGGUCCUGGGCCAGGAACUACUGCCCCUACAGAUCAGUAUUCUGCAUAUCCGAAUAAUUCAGGUUAUCCUCCAGCCGUUAGACCAGUAUAUCCUCCGUACACAGGUGAUUCAGCAGCACCACCUCCAAGCCCUAACAACACUCAAGGACCGCCAACCUCUACGGCGCAGGAUCCUUACAACAGGUAUAAUUCCAACCCCGGAGCUAGUUACAAUCCGAGGCCAACCUAUGGACAAUCUCCAACUGGUACCGGACCUCCAACAUCACAACCAGCUGGCCCCGGAAACUACCCACCGCAUCAAGAGUAUUAUCGUCCAGAGCAAGUACAACAGGGUUCAGGAUCUGGGGGAACGUAUCCCAACAACAAAACGAUGCCUCCUCCUGGACCCCAACCACCAAGACGUCAUCCUGAUUUUUCCAAAGAUCAGCCGUAUUCGUAUGGUCAACCUCGAACACCAAUAUAUGGUAGUUGGCCCAAUAACAAUCAGUAUAGGCCACCUCAAUAUGGGGGUAAUUCAGGUAGUCCCCAAGUUACGCCACAACAAUGGAAUCAAGGGGGAAGACCAGGAGGUCCUUGGCCUGGAGCUCAAAAUUAUCAGCAACCGCAAACCGGACAACCUCCUUGGCCGUCAAUGAACCAGACUGGCGGGCAAAACACUUCGAUGCGUCCCGUUCACAGGCCAGGAAAACCAUUUCCACCUAUAAUGCCACCUAGUGGUGUUAAAAGUAGUCAGGCUCAGCCUAAUCUUAGCAACUCUUAUAGUCACAAUCAGAUGCCCAAGAGAGAAAUUACGUUCCCUCCUGACAGUGUAGAAGCUACGGUACCAGUUUUAUAUCGGCGUAAGCGGUUAUGUCGCGCGGAUGUAGGACCAGUAGAUGCUUGGCGUGUUAUAAUGUGUUUGCGUUCUGGUCUGUUAUCAGAGAGCACCUAUGCUCUUGACCUGCUCAAUGUACUGCUCUUCGACGACUCGUCAGUUGGGUAUUUCGGAUUGAAUCAGUGGCCUGGACUGCUGGACCUUCUGAUAGAACAUUUCAAACGUAGUUUAGCAGAUAUGUUCGAUGGGCCAUUUCCAGCUCAGGAAGAAGCAGAUACUGCUGAAGUGGACCUUGGUGGAGUUUUUAAACCCAUAGACCCCAACUUGAAAACUGUAGUACUGAACAAUACGGUUAAUUACUCGUUGAUGUCACGCAAGGGAGAUCCAGUGAAGUUAGUAGAACGAAACGAAGAUAUCUUUAUUCAAGAUAACGUAAAAGAUUGGGAUACGAGGGGCGACGCGAACCGUGCUAAUAUUUUAGCAGAAAUACCUUCAGAACCAUGGUACACCGCCGCCGAUCAUAUAUUACCUACAUUUCAAGCUGAGUUUGGUCACAUUCCUUUCCAUAUGAGAUUAAAUGACUGUAAAAAAUGUCAGGACGAGACAGAAAGGAAGAUUAAGACACCGCCGCCAGGUGAAGCUCCACCACCAGACGAAGCUCCUCCACCUGCCAAAAAUAGUGACAAAAGACGUAGGACAAAGUCAUUAAGUGAUGUGAUAUCUCGAAUUAAAAAGGAUUCUUCUGAAGCAAACGAUGUGCUUUUGUUAGACGCAACAGACAAAGUAAAGACUGAAGUAGUGAAUGAAAAAGCGAACUGUAAGGAACAGCCAAGUAUAGAUCUGAAUAUUAGUGUAAAUGGCGAGUGUAGUGAAAUGAAAGGACAAACAGUGCUUGAUCCGUCGGGGGCAUUGAAACGACGAAGAAUUUCUGACUACGAGGACGAAGCUUACACAAGAGACGAGGCUAGUUUAGUUCUUCUAACUGAAAGCCAAGAUAAUAUUGGAAAACGGUGUGUUUGCUUAUCCAAUAUUCUUAGGAGUCUUACUUUUAUUCCUGGUAACGAAGGUGAAUUUGCCCGAAAUUCUAUGUUUUUGGCACUUGUAGGCAAACUUCUGUUGCUGCAUCAUGAACAUCCACCUCGAACUCAAAAAACAAGAAAUUAUGACCGAGAGGAGGAUGCCGACUUUGCAGACUCCUGUAGUAGUUUACAGGGCGAAAGCGAAUGGUGGUGGGACUUCCUGUUACAGGUUAGGGAGAAUAUUCUGGUGUCUAUGUCUAAUAUAGCUGGACAAAUAGAUGUAGCUGUAUUCGAAGAAGAAGUGGCCAGGCCUCUGCUGGACGGACUGUUACAUUGGGCUAUAUGCCCAUCGGCCACAGGUCAAGACCCUUUCGCUUCUGUAGGACCUUCAUCCUUGCUCUCUCCACAGCGCCUAGCACUAGAAGCACUUUGCAAACUAUGUGUAACAAAUAGUAAUGUCGAUCUGGUCAUAGCGACACCUCCAUUUUCCAGAUUGGAAAAGCUAUGUGGUGUGCUUACUAAACACCUGUGUAGGUCGGAGGAUCAAGUAUUACGUGAAUUUUCGAUAAAUCUACUGCAUUAUUUAGCUGCGGCCGACAGUAGUAUGGCAAGAGUAGUUGCCUCGCAAACCCCUUGUGUUUCACUAUUGGUGGCUUUCAUUGAACAAGCAGAACAAAGUGCUUUGGGUGUGGCCAACCAACAUGGUAUUAGUGCACUGAGAGAUAAUCCCGAUUCAAUGGGUACGAGUUUGGAUAUGUUGAGAAGAGCAGCUGCCACUCUAGUUUUCCUGGCACGGCACCCUGAAAACAAACCUCUGUUAGUACAGCAAGAGUCACGGCUACUUGCCCUUGUUAUGAGCCAAAUCUUAGACCAACAAGUGGCGUUACUGCUCUCCAAAGUGCUAUUUCAGAUAUCCCGUAGCUAAUCCUUUCUACCUCUGUAGAUACUGAACUGUCUAUGCGGCCUUGCUGGUGUACAGAAUAAAUCAUUGUAUAGUGUGAUUUUCCAGACUUUUAUCACAAUGACAGUGUGCGUGCGUGUGCGAGUGUGGUGCGAAAAUUGACAACAAGACUAGAAACGAGAUCCUGAUCUCUGAUAGCUAAUCAAUUCACAUAGUGUAAUCCAUUAUAUAAUUGUACCAUUUUGUAAAUUAAGUGACAUACGUCUUUCUGGAAAAUGUUAAACAUACAUCCAUGUUACUUAUGUUAUUUAUUAUUUGAUAUAAACUUUGAGCACAGUACAGUAGAUCCCAACAGCUGUCCAGUUGCCUGGUCUGGUGCAGGUGCAGGUGGUGUCCCCCUUUGGUUUCCUGCGCACUCACUUCUCUUAUUUCAUGUUUGGUAUUACUGUGCGAAUGCUUUAUACAUGUCUGAUAAUGAAUUUAAUUAAAUAAAUGUACAAAGGAAGUACCGAAAGUGGUGUUUUUAUACAAGUUUUAAUUUUCUAUGUAUAUUUUAGAAAUGUUUUAUACAUCCCAUUUUAGCUGAUACAUUAAGCUCUGUUAAUGAACAAGUAUGGACUGUAAACAUUAGAAAAUGCAGUCUUGAUUUAUAGAACUCAAAUGUAGUUUAAAAUAUGUGGUGAUAUUUUUCUGGCUGUAGGUAUAACUCAUCUUAUGUAUGAUUGCAUAUUGUAAAAUAAGUAAAUGCUAAAUACAUUA